Penicillium diatomitis is the source of this 879-nucleotide messenger RNA. Its product is annotated as F-box protein. NCBI's taxonomy places the organism in Eukaryota, Fungi, Ascomycota, Eurotiomycetes, Eurotiales, Aspergillaceae. The coding region runs from base 1 to 879 and encodes 292 amino acids. Gene Ontology annotation, molecular function: protein binding. The transcript has a single exon. The record is from RefSeq and is a predicted model, not a curated record.
AUGGAACCCCGAUCAUUACCGAACGAGCUCAUCGAAGCGAUUCUCAGGCAAGUAGACAUGCAAACCAUUCUCCUCGCCCAAAGAGUCUGCCGACAAUGGGCCCUAUGCAUCAGAGAAUCUUCCGCAAUCCAAGAAAUUCUAUUCUUCCGACCAGCACCAGCCAACAGGCCACGCCAACAAAACCCCCUGCUAGCAUUCAAAUUUCCAUACUGGUUUCCCGCCGAUGACGCUGGGUCAUGUGCUAUCGCCUUUGGCGCCGCAGACAUGCACCAUUUUCUAGAGAUCAGCGACAUAUAUCGGCGACCGGAGGCGAGCUGGCGCCGAAUGCUUGUCCAGCAACCACCGAUUAUGGCGAUGGGAUGGGUGGAGCGUAGCGUGUCGCCAUCCGAUGGGAGAGAUCUGUAUCGCUGGGAGAUGCCACUACAAGCAUUUGGUGGGUUAAAAAUGAAUAUGCUAUAUGAUCUGGUCGUGAAUACUUCGGAGUUUGCGCCGGAAUACUUCUAUUUCAGAGUCUUAUGGUCGCAAAGUAAGACUUUAAGCAGUAGCUUUGCUAGCCUUCACUCAGAGCCAUGUCCGUCUUCCUUUUCGGACAGAAUCUCUGGGCCACUCAGGCAUGCAAUGCAGGGUGCGGAUGUGGUUCUUGAUAUGUGGUAUGCAGGUCAGAAAAAUCAUCUCGGCAAGAACCAGACGUGGACACGGGAGCUUGUGCGGGGGCUGAAGCUUGCUAUGGAAGACUUUGAUAUUGAUCUGGUGUGCUGUAUGAGAGAGUUGAAGGAAGUCAAGAGCUGGACUUUGGCGGACGAGUUGAGUGAUAUCGCUGGAGAAGUAGAACACGGCUAUCCUGUGCCUUCGCCUGAUGAGGAUGAUCCGGAUCUGUAA